Messenger RNA from Pichia kudriavzevii, 429 nucleotides. RefSeq lists its product as uncharacterized. Gene Ontology annotation, molecular function: structural constituent of ribosome; small ribosomal subunit rRNA binding; mRNA 5'-UTR binding. The record is from RefSeq and is a predicted model, not a curated record. Bases 1 to 429 code for a protein of 142 amino acids. The transcript has 2 exons. Gene Ontology annotation, cellular component: cytosolic small ribosomal subunit; ribosome. Gene Ontology annotation, biological process: ribosomal small subunit assembly; translation; maturation of SSU-rRNA from tricistronic rRNA transcript (SSU-rRNA, 5.8S rRNA, LSU-rRNA). NCBI's taxonomy places the organism in Eukaryota, Fungi, Ascomycota, Pichiomycetes, Pichiales, Pichiaceae.
AUGGCUACUGAAAACGUUACUCUUGGUCCACAAUCUCAAGGCACCUCUGAAGUCUUUGGUGUUGCACACAUCUACGCUUCCACUAACGAUACUUUCGUUCAUGUUACCGAUUUAUCUGGUAAGGAAACCAUUGCAAGAGCAACCGGUGGUAUGAAGGUCAAGGCUGACAGAGAUGAAUCUUCUCCAUACGCUGGUAUGCUUGCUGCUCAAGACGUUGCAGCUAAGUGUAAGGAAGUCGGUAUCACCGCAGUCCACAUCAAGUUAAGAGCAACUGGUGGUACCAAGUCCAAGACCCCAGGUCCAGGUGGUCAAUCCGCUUUAAGAGCUUUAGCUAGAUCUGGUUUAAAGAUUGGUAGAAUUGAAGAUGUUACUCCAAUCCCAUCCGAUUCUACUAGAAAGAAGGGUGGUAGAAGAGGUAGAAGAUUAUGA